UGGUAUAAAAAUAUUUGCCGUUGUUUCCCGCGUAAUCCGGUCAAAAAAACUGUCAUUAAAUACAGCCUACAUUUUGGUUUUUAAUAACAUUAACAGCUAUUAAUAAUGGAUAUGGAUGUGGAUGAACCAAGUUCUUCUAAUGUAGACACUAUUAAAGACAAACUGUCUACUUUACCAUGGAUUGAGAAGUACAGACCUCAGAAGUUUGAAGAAAUUGUUGGAAAUGAGGAUACUAUUACUCGAUUGUCUAUAUUCGCACAACAAGGAAAUGUUCCCAAUAUCAUUAUUGCUGGCCCACCUGGUGUUGGUAAAACUACAACCAUCCUUUGUCUCUCGAAAAUUCUCUUGGGCCCUGCUUUCAAGGAUGCUGUGCUGGAAUUGAAUGCUUCUAAUGACAGAGGAAUAGACACUGUCCGGAAUAAAGUUAAAAUGUUUGCUCAGCAGAAAGUGACUUUACCACCUGGGAAACAUAAGAUUAUUAUAUUGGAUGAGGUGGACAGUAUGACGGAGGGUGCUCAGCAGGCGCUCCGUAGAACAAUGGAAAUUUACAGUAACACCACACGUUUUGCUUUAGCCUGUAAUUAUUCCGAGAAAGUUAUCGAAGCAAUUCAAUCGCGUUGCGCCAUUCUCAGAUAUUCUCGAUUGAGCGACGCGCAGAUCUUAGCGAGAACUCUUCAGAUAUGCGAAAAGGAGAACGUGUCUUAUGUCGAAGACGGUCUCGAAGCUAUCGUGUUCACCGCUCAGGGAGACAUGAGGCAAGCGCUGAAUAACUUGCAGUCCACGCACAACGGUUUUGGGCUGGUGAAUUCUACGAACGUUUUCAAAGUUUGCGAUGAACCGCAUCCGAAGUUGAUUAAGGAUAUGCUGAACAGUUGCGUUCAAGGUGAUAUUAAGACUGCUUUUAAGACGAUUUCGCAUCUGUGGGAUUUGGGGUAUGCCGGUGAGGAUAUUAUAAAGAACAUUUUCAAAGUCUGCAAGAACAUCGAACUGGAUGAACCGCUCAAGUUGGCUUUUAUCAAGGAAAUUGGAAUUACGCAUCAGAGAAUCGUCGAUGGUUUGACGACGUUACUACAGAUGGCCGGUUUACUUGCUAGAUUGUGUUCCGCCGCUAAACAGCUGAAGAAUAAAUAGCAUUAUCAUUUUUACCUUUAAAAAACUA
Messenger RNA from Nicrophorus vespilloides, 1159 nucleotides. It is a transcript of the gene RfC4, whose product is annotated as replication factor C subunit 2. Gene Ontology annotation, molecular function: DNA binding; ATP hydrolysis activity; DNA clamp loader activity. Gene Ontology annotation, biological process: DNA repair; DNA-templated DNA replication. The record is from RefSeq and is a predicted model, not a curated record. NCBI's taxonomy places the organism in Eukaryota, Metazoa, Arthropoda, Insecta, Coleoptera, Silphidae. The coding region runs from base 106 to 1131 and encodes 341 amino acids. The transcript is spliced from 3 exons. Gene Ontology annotation, cellular component: DNA replication factor C complex; nucleus.